Molecule: messenger RNA, 1845 nt
Organism: Funneliformis mosseae
Lineage: Eukaryota; Fungi; Glomeromycota; Glomeromycetes; Glomerales; Glomeraceae
Source: the annotation of a GenBank genome assembly
AUGGAUUUAAGUGCGUCGGAAGAAGUUCAAGUUAGUCAUCUUAAUUCUAUUCUUCGAAAAGUGAAUUCCAAGGAAGAAAAUUUUAACGAAACAUUUGUCAAAUCACCAGAAUACCUUAAGCUCUUAUCACAAUUUGGUAGUAGUAACUCUCGUAAGAUCACUUCAUUAUCAUUAUUAAUAUUAACAAAAUUAUUAGAAAAUAAUCAAUCAAGAGAAUUAAAGGAAAUCACAACGAAACAAAUAGUAAAAUGGAUAAGCGAAUCAACAAAGCAACAAGAAAAAUUAAAUGGUAUUAAAGCGUUAUCAGCGAUAUUUAAUAUCGGGAGAAAUGAUAUAGGAAAUUGUUGUUUAAAUAAAGAUGAUGAUGAAGGAGGAACCUUAAAAGAUUUAAUGGAAUUUAUUGAAUAUGAUAAAGAAGUGGUGCAAGAAUCAAUUGUAGAAAUGUUAUCAAUAGCAUGUUCACAAAAACAAUCGGCUAUUACAUUAACAAAAUUAAUGCUGGAUGAUAAAAUGGUUUUACCUGGUGAAGAGAAUCAAGAAAAGAACGAAAAGAUUGUUGGUGAAGGAGAUGAUGAAAAUGAAUUGGCAGGAUUAUUUCAAAAUUUGGUAUUAGAUACAGGAUCAGAUGUUGACGUUAGGACCAAUGCUAUUGAAGGAUUGGCUUACGCUAGUUUAAAACCUACGGUUAAAGAAAUGAUUGCAUAUCAUCCUACUUUACUAAAAGAAAUUUUUAAGCUCGUUAAAGAACAUGAAAAAUCAAAUAAUAAUUUAUUAUAUGGAGUGGCCGUGAUAUUAUCAAACAUCACAUCAUAUAAGAGGAAGUUAAGUAUAAAUGAUCAACAUUUAUUAAAAUUACAGAAAAUGGCUGAUGGUGGAGUUAGGAAAGGUGAAAAACUUGAAGAACUUGAAACAAAUCCUUUGGAUGAGGAUGAAUACGUUGAGAAUCGAAUCAAACAGAUAAUGAAAUUAGGAGUUAUUCAAUCUUUAAUUUUAUUAUCAAGAAAUCAAAGUCAAAUCAUACGUCAAUUAGUUUCAAAGAAUUUUUUGAACCUAGCGACGGAUCAGAUGAAUCGUGGUAAGAUCGUACAACAAGGAGGGGUUAAAACUUUAAUCCCUUUGGCCACUAAAGAUGGUAAUACAAAAGAAGGAAUGAAUUUCUCCACUCAAGCUUUAGCUAAAAUUGCUAUUACGAUGGAUCCAAAUUUGGCAUUUAGAGGUGAACGAUCUUCGGAUCUUGUUCGUCCUUUGCUCAAUUUAUGUCAAGGAGAUGAUGAAUUAAGUCAAUUCGAAUCGUUGAUGGCGUUAACUAAUUUAGGUAGUGUGGAUAAUGAUAUUAGGAUGCGAAUUUAUGAUUCAAAGGGAAUUCCAAUCAUUGAGAAUUUACAAUUUUCAGAAAAUACCUUGGUACGUAGAGCGGCAACAGAGUGUUUAUGUAAUAUGAUGUUUUGUGAACCCGUAUUUGAAUUGUAUAGUAAUGUUAAUAAAAUUACUAUUCUGGUUGCUUUAUCUGAUGUUGAUGAUUUUGAAACGAGAAGAGCUGCUUCGGGUGCUCUGGCCAUUCUCUCAACCGAUCCUAAUGUUUGUAAAAUGAUUUUGGAUCGACCAAAUGGAAUUCAAAUCCUUAAAGAUUUAUUUAAUGAAAACUCUCCUGAAAUUCAACAUAGGGCUAUUGAAUGUUUUAAAAAUAUUGUCAGUUCGGAUAAAGACAAGGCGGAAUUAUUGGUUAAAGCUGAAGUGCACAAACGUAUGUUAGAAUUGGUUAAAGAAAGUAAGGUGGAAUCGGUGGUAGUCACGUGCGCGGAAACAUUAAAAAUUCUCGCCAACUACGAUUUAUUAAAAAUUUAA